Molecule: messenger RNA, 1723 nt
Organism: Plutella xylostella (diamondback moth)
Lineage: Eukaryota; Metazoa; Arthropoda; Insecta; Lepidoptera; Plutellidae
Source: RefSeq, a predicted model, not a curated record
GAACAGCCGAUUAUUAUGACAUUACCUGAAUCAACACAGGAAAUUAAUCCAAAUAAUACAUUCAAAAUGUAGUUAAAUCACAUUUACUGUGACCAACAUCCACCACAAGAUCAUGUACAACAUACUCUCAUACUUCGGGCUGAGCCUGCAGGGGGAGGUCUGUCUCUGGACCAUAUUGGGACUCGUAAGGACAGUGUUUGACGCCACACUCUUCAAAGUCAACUCUAAUUUGAAGAUGGUGUGGCAGAUGGCGAUGCCCCCGCUGCCGCGCGCGGUGGCGCGGGCGCUGCGCUUCAUGAUCUCGGGCGUCAUGCUGGUGCAGUGCUUCACCGUGUACGUGUUCCUCGCCUCGUACAUCGUGCUCUUGUAUCCGGCGUUUCUGGAAGAUCGUCCCACCCUAGUCCUCCCCUGGCUCCUCCUAGCCGCUAUCCGCAACCUGCUCUGUGAGCUCACGAGCCUGGCCAUGGGGCUGGGCGUGUGUCUGCUGCUGGGCCCCGCCCGGACCCCCUGCGUGAGGUUCUUGGUCAACAAGGUGGUGGCCAUCACGCCCUCUUUCUACAUUUGGAUGGUUAUUUACAGUUACUACCACUCGUUGAAGCUAGCGGCGACGUUCAGUCAGUUCCCGGUGACCAGUCCUGACCUGGAGGAUGACGUCGGUCUCCAACUGGCAGUGCGGAGGAGGCGGACCAAGUCAAUGUUGGACGAAGAGAACCUGAGGAAGGACAUCGUUCGGAACAUGUAUCAAGUUAAGACCGCAGAAGAAAACCAACGCCCUAAAGUGAAAAUAGUGACGGCAGAGUCUUCUCCACCUGCUACAGAUGACGAAAAUGUAGAGCCGAACGAUGAAAUAGCCCCAGUGCGGCCCACGACAUAUUUGGGCAAUCGGGCUUACGAGGAAACCGCCGCCUCUGAACCAGUGCCGCAAGUCCCACGGGACGUCGACAGAAUCUUAGAGCAAUUCUGUAUUAUGAUGCUACGUAUUGCUGUUUAUCAAAAUCACGAUGAUGAGCCUGGUACCAUAUUCUCCCCGAGUUCUUUGGCGUUACUUCCAAGGGGAUCUACAACUAAAUUAUCUGCUGAUAUAAGGAUGCCCAUGGAAAGUGAAACUCCACCUCACGUCGGUAGCAAAGAAGAGAGAACCCCUGCAUACUUGCGAGAUUAUCCACAAAUAUUUAUGAAGAAAGGCUCCGAAUCUAGAAAUAAAAUAUUAGCUAAUCAAAGUACUACAGAUAAUUCACACGAUAGUACCGAUCAGCGCUCUACGUCUACUAAAGAUAUACAAGUAUCCUCACAAAAACUACAGUCCCUUGAAAUGAUUCAAUAUGACCGCAUUGUUACACAAUUGAAGUUAUCCAUGACACCUGCAGCAGGCACACCACAAAGAUGUGACAGUACCGUAAGUUAUGACUUAAAUGAUGAAAGUAAACAUUAUAUAAAUAAAGCAGAUCAUAAUACUCAAACGAUGAUAGAGGAAGUUGAAGAAAACAGUGAAAUACUAAACCAAACACCGACUUCUUCUGAACCUACAAGUGAAGUUCAAUCUCGAGACAACUUGCAGCCUACUACGAGUAAACAAGUUAGUAUUGUAGAAUCUUCUGAAAGCAUUACCAGCGAAUCAACCAAUAAAAAACCAACUGAAAAUACCGACGAUAAAAAUUAGAUGGUGUUAAAUAAAUACUUAUAACAAAAAUACAGUAGAACAUUAAAAAAAGUUUCUAUUGAA